GCGUGCCCUCUCCACACGUGUAUUGUGUUGGAGACGAAUAUUGCAAUAUUUUUUCAAAAAAAUGUAAUUUUUUCUGUAUUUUCCGCUAAUUUACUCUGAAUUGUGCCAAUAUGCUGGAGGUUGAGAUCUACAAGAUAGUGGACGCAGGCCACUUCUGGUGUAAGCCUUCUUUACGAAAUACAACCGAGGCAGAAAAAUACUUCACAUUGAACGGAAAGAUCAACGAUUAUUGUGCAAAGUUUGAAGAUGUACCUGGCAAUCAGAGCUCCGUUAUACCGAAGAAGGGAAUAACAUGCUUAGUGAAGAGGACUUCUGACCGAUGCUGGUAUCGUGGGAAAGUUCUUGGUGUUUUUCAUACUAUGAAUGGCCCUCAAGUUCGAGUUCUUCUCGUUGAUGUUGGUGAAAGGACCUUUGUUCCUGGAAUUUGGGUUCAAGAAAUCCCUAAAGAAUUUCUCAACGUUCCACAUCAAACAAUGGAGUGUUUUUUGUUUGAAGUGAAACCUCUGACAAUGGUGACGUCCUACUUUGAUCUUACCACUCAGAAACGCCCCGGAGACUUGUGGGAUUUGUCUGCGACGGAGUGGAUGAAAAACAAAAUCAAAAAUUGUCUCCUUCAGGUGGAUGUAAAACAGGUGGACAAUGACGGUAUUCAUCACGUGACGUUGUUUGCAACGGAUUCAGAACAAAUGUUCUGUAUAAAUGAUGAGCUUGUCAACCAGGAUUAUGCUGUUGUAACAAAGUCUAUUGAAGAUCCAAAGAGAGAAAAAGGUCGUGUUUUGAACCAUGAUGACGACGAAUUUGCGAAAGAUCUCAGAGUGAUGCGAGAGAAAUAUCACACUUCGAUUGAACGCGAAAGCAUCUCGGAAGCGAGCGAUGUCGGCGAAUGUAAGCAGUCCGAAAGGAAGAAUGGAACGAGUAGAUAUCAACCAUUAAAUUGGUCAGAAGAUAGCGAUGGUAGUGCUUACGAAAUAUCUCCAACAAAAUUCAAACAAUACAACAGGCAAUCUAAUCGCAAGCAUUCUCGAAGCGGAAUUUAUGGUCAGCAAGGCAUCGCAUUAUCCAGUAAAAGCGUGUCUUCACCUACUUCGAAUGACCAGUACUACAGAUAUAGUUCACAGUCCCCUGGGUCAGAAUCGUGUCAAGAAAUAUCUCCCAAUAAACAAAUUCCUUUCAUUAGUUAUUCAAACAAUCAAAAUCUCAAAACCUUCCCUAAUACUCGUCGAUUAAACUCCCAAGACAAAGCUUACAAUGCUCCUAAUGAUCUAUCGUUGAGCAAUGUCUCGCGUGAUUUCCGUAAUGUGUCCACUAAAGCCUCGCCAAAUGCAACGUCUAGUUUUGGUCGCAUGGAAAAUGCAUUGAAUACUAGCCAGUUUCCUGGCGAUCAUUUUUAUCCAUCCAAUCAGAGAUCACCAUCCAAUCAAGGAGAAACUUGUUCGAGACCUCAUCCAAAUUUAGAAGAAACUGGUUUUGGUCGACGAUCAAAUUACAGUGAAACUGGUGUAGAUCAGCAGUCUAUUAGGGAACAAAGCGGGUUUAGACAACCAUCAAUCUUCAACAACCUGGACUUGGACAACAAUCCUUUCAGGGACCAACAGCUUUAGUCAACACUCUGGUCAUGCGCAAAUGUGUCAAAAGUCUAUACAGGGA
Messenger RNA from Xenia sp. Carnegie-2017, 1647 nucleotides. RefSeq lists its product as uncharacterized. The transcript is spliced from 9 exons. The record is from RefSeq and is a predicted model, not a curated record. The coding region runs from base 111 to 1601 and encodes 496 amino acids. NCBI's taxonomy places the organism in Eukaryota, Metazoa, Cnidaria, Anthozoa, Malacalcyonacea, Xeniidae. Gene Ontology annotation, biological process: transposable element silencing; germ-line stem cell division.